Molecule: messenger RNA, 666 nt
Organism: Uncinocarpus reesii 1704
Lineage: Eukaryota; Fungi; Ascomycota; Eurotiomycetes; Onygenales; Onygenaceae
Exons: 2
Coding region: 1-666 (221 amino acids)
Source: RefSeq, a predicted model, not a curated record
AUGGAUGACAUGUUUAAUGCUGCCAUUGAGAAGUGGUCUGAUACACGACUCAAAGCUUUUCUCGAUGCCCGCGGUGUACCUGUUCCUCAAGGGUCAAAGCGCAAUGAGCUUCUGGCCAAGGUGCGACUGCACAGACAUAAAGCAUCCACUGGAUAUUCAGCUUGGACCUUCGACACCUGGACUAAAGAGAAUCUCGGAAAAUACUUAUCUUCUCAACACCAAAAGGCUAUGGAAAAGCUUAGUAGCAACCGAGAUGAACUCCUGAAGCAAGCCCAAGACGCAUAUGCCAGUGCUUCCAAGACCGGCGGCAGUAACUACGCUUCAGUGACGUCUUAUAUGGCUUCCGCUACCGGGGCAGCCAAGGACAUGACCUUCAACACCUGGUCAAAGGACGAUCUCCGGAGAUACUUGGAAUCCUACGGACUCAAAACUAAGCGUGACGCUGAGAUUGACGAACUGCGCGAGCAAGCGAGGCAGAAUGCGAACUACUUCAUGUAUGGCACACUCAAGCAGGAAGCGGGUAUUUUCGAUCGAGCCUGGAGUGCUGGCCAGUGGGUUUGGGACCAACUAAAGAUUGGCGCUUUGAGUGGAAGAGCCCAGGGACAGAAGGCUGCCGAUUCUGCAAAGGAUAAGGCAGCCGGCGCCAGGCAGAAGGUUGACUUGUAA